GCACAAGCAGGAAACCAUGGAGUCGAGCGGUUAACUGGGUGUUUUAACGGUAUUCUCUUCUACGUUUUAAAUUUUAAAAGAGGCGAUGGUAGUUUGGAUGAGACGUUUCGAAGCUCCGAAUUACCACAACCAUAAAGGCACCGUUACGUCCACUUCCAUGUGCUCUUUACGCUGUGGGAUUUUUCUGCUGCAGUCAGACGAAGGAACCAGUUUCAGAGCUGUCAGUGAACUUUUAAUGGACAGUAUAACCUGUUUGACGCGUAGACUGUAUGUAAAAGGGUUUGAGGAAGCUUAAAAAAAAAAAAAAAAAAAAAAGUUGCUUAUGCUAUCAACACACAACAUCAACAUAGGUUUUAACAAGCAUCUCAUGUUGACUUUUCUGAAGGAGGCAUGGAGCAUCCAGCUUGUAUUUUGGAGGAGUUGAAGCAGUUUGUUGUAAACGAUGCCCCACCGACGGUGUAUUACAUCCCAGAUUUCAUAUCUGAAGACGAGGAGUCCUACCUUCAACUGCAGGUGAACAGGUCUCCAAAAACUAAAUGGACUCAGCUGUCAGGCAGAAGGCUGCAGAACUGGGGAGGGUUACCGCAUCCCAAAGGCAUGCUGGCAGAAAAGAUUCCCGACUGGCUCCAGACGUACUGCGAGAAAAUAUCCUCUCUGGGUGCAUUCAGUGGGAGAACUGCCAAUCAUGUGUUGGUGAAUGAGUACAAACCAGGAGAGGGGAUUAUGCCUCACGAAGACGGCCCUCUGUACCACCCUACAGUCACCACCAUCAGCCUGGGCUCUCACACCCUCCUUGACUUCUACAGGCCCAUCAGCAGCCUGGAGGACGACGCACCGCAGACAGAGGAGAACCGCUUCCUCUUCUCCCUGCUGGUGAAGCCGCGCAGUCUUCUGAUCCUGCAGGACGAAAUGUACCAGAGGCUCCUGCACGGCAUCCGGCCCCACGCCCAGGACACGCUGACGGACAAGGUGGUGAACCUGUCGGCCGCCGGGGCCCUGCCAGGAGAGACGCUGACCCGAGGCACCAGAGUGUCACUGACCAUAAGACAUGUGCCCAAAGUUAUGAAGACGAAGCUUAUACUGGGGAGGAAAUGAAGAGACGUACUACAGGCUGUCUUUGCCACUGGGAAUCUCCUCCCAAGCUGCUUUAUUAAUUAUGUUUCACAUGUCUGUAAUGGACCACUUCUAUCUGACGGUUGCAACUAGAAAUUGUUUAAAUCAUGGAUUCAUUUUUUUUUAAAUAUUAUGAGGGAUUAUGGGACCUCUGUAGCACAUAUCUUUGGAUCAAAUAACAACAGAAGAAAUGCUGUCUUUAAAUGUCUUCAAACAUUCAAUUUAUUAUCAGAAAGCGAAGCGUGUAUGUGCAACUCUGAAGCUGUGACCACCAAAUGUUUGGUAUUUUUAGUUGAUGAAUGUAAUAAUUAUUCAGCUCUUAAACCUGGAAUUAUUUUUUGUUGAUUCAUCAACUUCUUGUUUCAGCACUGCAUACAUAAAAUAGAUGUAAAAUCAUUA
Molecule: messenger RNA, 1512 nt
Organism: Dicentrarchus labrax (European seabass)
Lineage: Eukaryota; Metazoa; Chordata; Actinopteri; Moronidae
Gene: alkbh6
Product: alkB homolog 6
Exons: 2
Coding region: 391-1095 (234 amino acids)
Source: RefSeq, a predicted model, not a curated record